Molecule: messenger RNA, 1652 nt
Organism: Oncorhynchus nerka (sockeye salmon)
Lineage: Eukaryota; Metazoa; Chordata; Actinopteri; Salmoniformes; Salmonidae
Product: zinc finger protein 239-like
Exons: 2
Coding region: 227-1357 (376 amino acids)
Biological process (GO): regulation of transcription by RNA polymerase II
Cellular component (GO): nucleus
Molecular function (GO): DNA-binding transcription factor activity, RNA polymerase II-specific
Source: RefSeq, a predicted model, not a curated record
UUCAACAGUAGCAACAGUUCGUCAGAAACCUCCGUAGCUUGAUAGACAACAGAGACGAACCAAUAAAACUCUUUAGACGCUUUCGUGUAUAUUAGCCACUGUGUUUUAAAUCAACUUCUGUCGUUUAGUUAGGUAUCCCAUUUAAUUUCAUAUUUACGGUGUUGUUGUUAGUGAGCUAGCGGGCUUGUUAAGUUAGCAUUAGCCUAGCAAGCUAACAUCCGCGACCAUGAGUUCACUAAACUACUCUCCUCCUGAUAAAGAAGAGGAGGUCUGCUGGACGGAGAAAGAAGAUCUGGGGCUGAACAUUGUCGUCAAAGAGGAGAAGGAAGAGGAGGAUGUUACAAUACAAAAACAAGUGGAGGGUGAGGCUGUUACAGUGAAAGAAGAAGAGAAAGACGUUUCAGUGAAAGAAGAGGAGGAUGUUACAGUAAAAGAAGAGGAGGAAGAGAAAGAGGAGGAUGCAGUUUUUGGAGUGAAAGAGGAGGAGGGGGAGGUGACUGUCACAUCGAAAAAGGAGGAGGAGGAAGAAGAGGAGGAAACUGGAUAUCUGGGCCCGGAUUCCCAAAGGCAUCUUAAGGCGUCCAAUGGUUCAAAUGAUGAACUUAGCCAUAAAAUGGUUUUGAGAAACCAUUCCCUGAUUAACACUAGAGAGAGACAUGACGAUCGUGGAUCCUCUGGGGAGCCUCAACAACCUCAUGAUGCUGAGGAGACAGAGAAGAGUCUCUCCACAUCAGAACACCUCAAGAAACAGAAGCGGAAACACACAGGGAAGAAACCUCACCGCUGCUCUGACUGUGGGAAGAGAUUCACCUCUUCAGCAGACCUCAAAAGACAUCAGAGAAUCCACACAGGAGAGAAACCUUAUAGCUGUGAUCAAUGUGGGAAGAGAUUUACUGAUCUAAGCAGCCUGAAAAGACACCAGAGAAUUCACACAGGAGAGAAAUCUUAUAGCUGCACUGACUGUGGGAAGAGUUUUAAUGUUCCAAGCAGCCUGAAAACGCACCAAAGAAUUCACACUGGAGAGAAACCUUAUAGCUGCACUGACUGUGGGAAGAGUUUUAAUGUUCCAAGCAGCCUGAAAACGCACCAAAGAAUUCACACUGGAGAGAAACCUUAUAGCUGUGCUCAAUGUGGGAAGAGUUUUGUUUCAUCUAGCCAGCUGACUGUACACCAGAGACCACACACAGGAGAGAAAUGUUAUAGCUGUGAUCAAUGUGGGAAGAGUUUUGUUUCAUCUAGCAAGCUGACUGCACACCAGAAAACACACACAGGAGAGAAAUCGUAUAGCUGUGAUCAAUGUGGGAAGAGAUACUCUGGUAAAAGAUCUCUGAUUAGACAUCAGAAAAUACAUACAUGAAGGAGUUGUUCCAUGAUAUCAAUAAAAUGUCACAAUGUAGAACCCUAAAUGUUUGCCCCUGAUCUAUUGAUUUCAUGAUGAUAUGGAUAUUAGCCUCAUCAGGGGAAAAAUCCAGGUUCUGAAAUGAAAGAGUAGUAUUUAUUAUUAUUUAUGUGAUUAACAAAAAGUGUUGCGUUACACUUAUCUCGUCGGUGAUCCACUUGAAUCAAAAUGCAACUCUUCAAAAUGUAGCGAGCUGUUUACCACAAGUUGUCCUCUAACCAGUGAUGUACACAUUAAACCCAGAUUCCAUGUG